AUGACUAAGCCGCCAUCUAUGAGCCACGUAGAGGCUGGCAAUUCCAGCUUCCACGGUCACACGUUGCUCACGCCACCCCUCUCACCAGCCAGCUCCGAAGAUGUGCCCUUCAAACCUGCUGACGACGAUGUGACUAGCCUCUCAAUGAAGAGAAGGCAUUUCGUGCCACAUAGUCGCGAAAGACGCCGCUUGAAUCGGGCAUGUGCUUCCAGCACUGAGCUGCGUGGCUCAUCUAUCACCUACGAUGAUAUGCCGAUUGCAGUACUUCAUCAUUCCAAAUCUCUAUCACAUCUGGCUUCUACUUCUGGUGUACCGAUGUUGAGGAGCGUGCGCAUCAGCAGGCGCGGUAGCGACCACCCAAACAUCAGAGGACGCCGUUGGACGGUCUCCUCGAAAGGUUUACCCGCGAAAGAGCUGGCAGACAAGACCGCGGCAGAAAUUCGACCUCCUGUGCCUGAGCCUGUUCAUCAAGACAGUCCAAGUCCGGCAAUGAUCACGCUCCGCCGGGCUUCAAUUACGCGGCAAGUGAACAGGAAGACUUCACUGACCUUCUUCCCACCUCCAAAGUUCGAGAGCUCUACGUCCGGUCUCGUAAGAGCGUUUUUGAGAACCCUCACAGGUCAAGAACAAGCUGCACCCACAUUUGAAUCGAGACGCCAAAGCAUCUUCAAUAUACGUGCACCUCCUGUCCUGCCAGCUGAAGAGCCUGUGCCUGAGCAAUCUUGGAAGGCCAGUGCCAAACCAGUGUUCACAAAGGUCUCCGGCAUGGCUCCUGAAUUGUUGCAGCCAACCAAUACAUUUCGAGCCAGUGCUGAGACAAGAAGAUGUUCGACUCAAUACGUUUCUGGCGGUUCUGUAUACGAAGUCAUUUGGGACGAAAACAUUUCCGACUCAAGUCGAGGCUCAACAUCGACUCAGCCACUACGGCGCCUGAUAACCGAAGACGCUCGCUAG
Cyphellophora attinorum is the source of this 954-nucleotide messenger RNA. RefSeq lists its product as uncharacterized. The transcript has a single exon. The record is from RefSeq and is a predicted model, not a curated record. The coding region runs from base 1 to 954 and encodes 317 amino acids. Lineage: Eukaryota; Fungi; Ascomycota; Eurotiomycetes; Chaetothyriales; Cyphellophoraceae.